AACAAACACAAACCUUGCGUUUGGGACCAAAGCCCAAGCUACUAAAUUUCGUGAAAGCAGGCGGGUGUGGAUUUAAGAUAGGCUUGUUUUGAAAGUGCGAACGAGAUUGUGUUACGUGGGCAUUAUCCGGUAGCGAAACGAGGACGCUGAGAAAUUCAUGUCGUCGGGUCACACACACCGGAUAGAAAUAUAGCCUGAAAUCGGCAAAAAAUUGGACCGCUUUUCCGACCCGAUCUUGGAAAUAAGUCACUUCUCAGAGUUUUGAAGUUGUACGGAGACGAACCCGAUUGUUGGCGGAGAAAAGUGGUUGGUUUACAGGGGACGAUGAGGCACUUGCUGCUGACUGCGUUCGUAGUUGCCACCGUGUUGACAGGCGGAACAUGGGCAGUUAACGAAUGUGCGAGUUCCCCUUGUGUCAAUGGAUUGUGCUCUGAUGGCGACUACGGCUUUUACACCUGCCUGUGCAAUCAAGGCUACGAAGGCGUCAACUGUGAUAUACUAAAUGGCCAAUCCCUCAAUAGUUCCUGUGGGAUGUCCUAUUCUGCGACCACGGGCAUUAUUGAGAGUCCAAACUACCCAAGCAGGUAUGGCAGGGAACUGUACUGCUUGUACCAGAUCCGGCCCCACGGCGCCAAUGAAAUUCUUGUAAACAUCACCAACUUUAACCUGGAAAACAGGAAGGACUACCUUUAUGUUGGUGUUGGCUAUGUUGCUGAUAUGAGCCAAGCUGACUGGACACUUACAAGUGAUCUGACCAGUCAGCUGCCUCAGUCCAGACUCUACAUUGCUAGGUCCGUCUGGCUUCUGUUCACCUCAGAUUUCAAUGUCCAGAGGUCAGGGUUCCGUCUGGAGUAUAGUGCUGAUGGUGAUGAUUGUUACAACUCUCCCUGUCUGAACGGUGCAACAUGCACUGAUUCAGUGCGGUCCUUUACUUGCACCUGUGCCCUGGGAUUCAGUGGCACACAGUGUGAGAUUGACAAUGACGACUGCACUCCUAAUCCGUGUCUGAAUGGAGCCAUGUGUGAUGACCGAGUCAAUGAUUACACCUGCCGAUGUGCAGAUGGCUGGAUUGGCAGGAAUUGUGAAACCAAUAUUGAUGAGUGUUCCAGCUCGCCAUGUCAAAAUGGCGGUGUCUGUUCAGACGCAGUGAAUGGGUAUGCCUGUAGGUGCCUACCUGGUUUCCUCGGUGAACAGUGCCAAACAGAUUUUGAUGAGUGUUCCAGUUCACCGUGCCGCAAUGAUGGGACAUGCAGAGAUCAAGUCAAUGGUUAUAAUUGUACCUGUGCUGCUGGCUGGGAAGGACCUAUGUGUAACAUCAAUAUCGAUGAGUGCGUCUCCAAUCCUUGUCAGAAUUCAGGAUUUUGCCGUGACGGUAUGAAUGGCUUCACUUGCACAUGUGCGUCUGGCUAUACAGGAACCCUCUGUGAUAGUGACAUUGAUGAGUGUGGCAGCAACCCAUGCCAGAAUGGAGGAACUUGCAGUGACAGGGUCAACUCAUACCAGUGUACAUGCGCACCAGGCUGGGUGGGGGAAAACUGUCAAACCAACUUUCAAGAGUGUGCCACGAUUCCAUGCAGGAACGGUGGAACGUGUGAAGAUGGUGUCAACACGUAUAGGUGCGUGUGCCGAGCGGGAUACACUGGCCAAAACUGCGAACAGAAUAUCAAUGACUGUGCCCCUAACCCCUGCAUUAAUGGCGGUGCCUGCUCCGAUGGUGUCAACAGCUACAGAUGCACCUGUGCUCCUGGGUUUGAGGGAGAUCAGUGCCAGGAUAAUAUCAAUGAAUGCAUUGGCAACCCUUGCGGUAAUGGUGGUACAUGUAUAGAUGGAGACAACAGCUUCAGCUGUAUGUGCGCUGAUGGGUUUGAGGGAAUUCGCUGUCAGAUGAAUAUUGAUGAAUGUUCCCCUGAUCCGUGUAUGAAUGGUGGCACAUGCAUUGAUCAAGUCAAUGGAUACGCUUGUCAGUGUUCUCGUGGAUAUACUGGAGAUCAUUGUGAAAUUGAUAUCAAUGAGUGCGACAGUGAUCCAUGUGCGAAUGGUGGAACUUGCAACGAUCUUCCCAACAUGUACACGUGUGUUUGCCUGUCUGGAUUAACAGGGCCUCGCUGUCAAACAAAUAUCAAUGAAUGCAGCAGCACGCCAUGCCAGAACAGUGCUUUCUGUGUUGACCUCAUCAAUGGCUAUACAUGCAACUGCAAUCCUGGCUACACUGGUCUACACUGUGAGACAGAUAUCAAUGAGUGUGCCAGCGGCCCAUGCGUUAAUGGUGUGUGCAACGAUGACGUGAACCGAUUCACGUGCACUUGUUCGGAUGGCUGGGAGGGUGCACUUUGUGAUCAAGCCAUCGAUGAAUGUCGUUCCUUCCCGUGCCAGAAUGGCGCCACUUGCGUAGAUGGCCACAACUCCUACACCUGUGAGUGUGCACCGGGAUGGGAUGGGAUCCACUGUACUGGCAAUGUGAACGAGUGUAUCCCGGACCCCUGCCAGAAUGGCGGUCAGUGCUUUGAUCUUAUCAACAUGUACCGCUGUGACUGCCAGCAGGGAUGGACUGGAACUAACUGUGAAAUGGACUUGAACGAUUGCGCCAGCAUUCCUUGCUUGAAUGACGGCACGUGCAUGGACAUUCUGAACGGCUUCACCUGCACCUGUGUACAGGGAUGGGAGGGCACCAACUGCGAGAGAGACGUGGAUGAGUGUGCCAGCAACCCCUGUCAGAAUAGCGGACAGUGUAACAAUCGGCUGAACAGAUAUGAUUGUACAUGCUUGGCUGGUUACUCUGGAGUUCACUGUGAGACAGACAUUGACGAGUGUGUUAGUAAUCCAUGUGAAAAUGGCGGCACUUGUCAGGACCAGCGGGCUGGAUAUGUCUGCCAGUGCCCACCUGGUUACAGUGGCAUCAACUGCCAAACUGACAACAACGAAUGCAGUAGUUUACCCUGCCGCCAAGGUUCGACCUGCCAGGACGGGAUCAACUCAUACACUUGCGUGUGUGCUGCUGGCUUCGCUGGCUUCAACUGCGAUGUAAACUUUAACGAAUGCUCCAACAGUCCCUGUCUCAACGGCAUGUGCAUUGACGGCUUCAAUGAGUAUUUCUGCAACUGCUUUCCUGGGUACACUGGUGACAACUGUGAAAUAGACAUUGACGAGUGCAGUAGUGAUCCUUGCUUCAAUAAUGCUACAUGUUUUCAAGGCAGUAAUUCUUUCACAUAUUUCUGUUCUUGUCCAAUGGGAUACACCGGCACCAACUGUGAAAUAGAUAUAAAUGAGUGUGUGAGCAUGCCUUGCCAGAAUGGUGGCACCUGUCGCAAUGAAAUCAAUGGCUACAGCUGCACCUGUGCACCGGGCUUUGCUGGAGAUAACUGCAGAUUCAAUUUUAAUGAUUGCCAGAGUCAACCGUGCCAAAAUGGCGGCAUAUGCACGGACGGGGACAACGCUUAUAACUGUCAGUGCCUAAGUGGUUGGCUUGGCGACAACUGUGAAAUUGCUAACGAUGAGUGCUUGAGCCAGCCAUGUAUUAACGGAGGGACUUGCGUGGACAUCCAGAAUGCCUUCAAUUGCAUGUGCGCAGCAGGCUGGACAGGAGACUUUUGCGAAACAGACAUUGAUGAAUGUGCGAGCAGUCCGUGUGCAAAUGGUGGCACCUGCACACAUGCAACGGAUCGGUUCUUCUGUCGCUGUCCGGCAGGCUGGACAGGCACUACCUGCAGUGUAGAAUCCUUUGAAUGUGCCAGCAACCCUUGCAUGAAUGGAGGUAUCUGCUUCGAAGGCCAUAAUGCCUUUUUCUGUCUGUGCCAAGCCGGAUACACUGGUGUCACGUGUGCAACCAAUAUGAAUGAGUGCAGUAGCAAUCCAUGUGAGAAUGGUGCUGAGUGUCAAGACCUUAUCAAUGGAUACAGCUGCACAUGCGCACCAGGCUAUACAGGGGACAACUGCGAAACAGAUAUCAACGAAUGUGCCAGUUCCCCAUGUGUGAAUGGUGGUGAAUGUGACAAUGGAAUCAACUUCUACACAUGUCGCUGUACCCCUGGAUGGACCUCCACUAACUGUGACCAGGAUUAUGAUGAGUGUAGCAGUAGCCCAUGCUUGAAUAGUGGACUCUGCAGCAAUGGGCAGAACCGGUACACAUGUACCUGCCAGGUUGGCUGGACUGGAAUCCGAUGUGAAACAAAUAUGGAUGAGUGUGCCAGUUCACCGUGUCGUAACGGAGGCACCUGCAUGGAUCAAGUCAGUGGCUUUUCAUGUAUGUGUCGCCCUGGCUUCACUGGGUCCAUGUGCCAAGAUGAUAUUGAUGAGUGUAUGUCAAGUCCAUGUCAAAACAAUGCCACCUGCAUCGAUAAUAUCAACCUGUACCUGUGUCAAUGUGCACCUGGCUGGGCUGGACUUAACUGCCAAAUCGAUAUCAAUGAGUGUGCUAGUAAUCCCUGUGUGAAUGGAGCGUGUACCAGUCAAGUCAAUGGUUUCCAAUGCAAUUGUGUGCCUGGGUACCAGGGAGUCAGAUGUGACUCGGAUAUAAAUGAAUGUGGCAGUAACCCCUGUCGCAACCAGGCUACGUGCCUGAAUCAACUCAACAUGUUCACCUGUCAGUGUGGUCCUGGUUGGACUGGAGUGACCUGUGAGACAGAGCUGGAUGAGUGUAGCAGUAACCCCUGCCUGAAUGGAGCCACCUGCGAAAAUGGCAUCAAUCGCUACCAGUGUAACUGUGCCCCUGGUUUCUACGGGACCAGAUGUGAGAGUGAAUAUAAUGAAUGCAUCUCCAAUCCCUGCAUCAAUGGAGGUGCCUGUGUGAAUGACAUCAACAUGUACACCUGCAAUUGUGUCAAUGGCUACACUGGGCUGAAAUGUGAAAUACCUAUCAAUGAGUGUGUAAGCAGUCCCUGCCUGAAUGGUGGGACGUGCACUGACGGUGACAGCUCAUACACCUGCACCUGUAUCACUGGCUUUGAGGGGACACAUUGUGCGACUGAUAUUGACGAGUGCGCCAGCAACCCUUGUAGCAAUGGGGCCACCUGCAUGGAUCAAAUCAAUAGAUACAGGUGUCUGUGUGCACCUGGCUGGACUGGGGUCAGCUGUACUACAAACAUCAAUGAAUGUGCUAUCAACCCCUGUAUCAAUGGAGGCAUCUGCGAUGAUCUCAUUAAUGGUUACGAGUGCAGAUGUAUGGCAGGCUGGCAGGGCAUCAACUGUAAUGAAGACGUGGAUGAGUGUGCAGGAAUGCCUUGCCAGAACGGCGCUUUCUGCGUCAACGGUCGCAACAUGUACACAUGUAACUGUGAGCCGGGUUACACUGGAGCCAAUUGUGACAUUGACAUUGAUGAGUGCGGCAGUUUUCCCUGUCAGAACGGUGGCAAUUGCAACGAUAGUGUCAACUUUUAUGAGUGUCAGUGUGCCGCGGGAUAUACAGGAUUCAAUUGUCAGAUAGAUAUUAAUGAGUGUGCCUCCAAUCCCUGUGCCAACGGAGCAUGCAACAACUUGAUUGGUAUCUACACGUGUUCCUGCAAUGCGGGCUGGACGGGAACUAAUUGUGAUGAAGAUACGAAUGAGUGUAUGAGCAACCCCUGCUUCAAUGGAGCCACAUGUGACGACCUUGUCAAUAGCUAUCGCUGCCUGUGUGCCCCAGGCUGGUCUGGACUGCGCUGUGUUAUGGAUAUUGAUGAGUGUGAGUCCUCACCAUGUCGCAACGGUGGUGCAUGCUCCAACCUUGAGAACCGCUACGAGUGUAUCUGUCUGAGUGGCUUCACGGGUGACAACUGCCAAAUAUCCCUUGAUAGAUGUGACAGCUCUCCAUGCCUCAAUGGCGGCCUGUGCUACAGUGAAGUCAAUGGCUUCAUAUGUACCUGCAAGGCUGGCUUCACGGGACAAAACUGUGAAACAGAAAUUAGAGAGUGUGACCAGGACCCCUGCCGCAACGGUGGGACAUGCAUCGAUGGCUUGGACUCUUUCACUUGUGUCUGUCCGUCGGGCUGGACCGGCUCCGUCUGUGACUCUAACAUCAACGAGUGUUUCAGUCAACCCUGCGAGAAUAACGGUGUCUGCAAUGAUGAGAUCAAUGGGUUCAACUGUGCGUGCCCUGAUGGCUACACUGGAUCACUCUGUGAGAUUGAUGUGAUGGAAUGUGCAAGUAACCCAUGUGUCAAUCAGGCCACGUGUUUGGAGAACUUUAGAAUGGCAGGGUACCAGUGCUUCUGUCAUCCAGGCUUCACAGGCAUCCACUGUGAAAUAGACAUUGAUGAGUGUUCAUCUAACCCAUGCAUGAAUGGUGGAAUCUGCUUUGAUGGGAUCAAUGAGUUUACCUGUACAUGCCCCACUGGCUGGACAGGAGCCGUCUGUGAAACAGCCAUCGGCUGCCGGAAUAACUUCACUGUCCCUGUGGAUGGCAAGAUUGAGCUGCACUCCCCCAACUACCCCUCCAACUACCGCAACCAGGAGGAAUGUCGUUGGUACAUCCACAGCGGCGCCCCUGGCCGUACACUGACCAUCCAGAUCUUGGACUUCAUUACUGAGAACCGCUAUGACACGCUGAAGAUUGGGCUUGGGGAUAACAUCCUAGACCAGGGCACGGUGCAGGUAGAGGCCUCAGGAACCGGAAGGCCUGACGGUUUUUACACCAAGAGUAAUAUGAUGUGGAUUACUUUCUUCACCGACUCUGAGAAAACGGAGAGAGGGUUCUCAAUUGAGAUUCUUGACGAGGGAUACACAGAUGUGUUACCAUGCGACAGGGAACCAUGCAUAAAUGGCGGCACCUGCUCUAACGGAGAGAACAGUCUUUUCCUUUGCACUUGCACUGAAUAUUGGAUGGGCCUUAACUGCCAGACACCAACGGAGUUGAACAAGUGUGGCAACAACCCAUGUCAGAAUGGCGCGCCAUGUACAAACUCUGGAACGGACUACUCCUGCGACUGCCCCACUGGAUUUGUAGGCAAAGACUGCGAGCAAGAUAUUAACGAGUGUCAGUCCAAUCCAUGCAUGUACGGAGGGACCUGCGUGGACCUUGUGGGCCAUUUCGCCUGUAUCUGCCCACCUGACCACGCUGGGGAAACCUGUGAAAAUGCUCCCCAGCCUGCUUCCUGUGAUAUCAGCUAUUGCAUGAGUAACGGCGUCUGCACCUACUUCAAUGACACAUACACAUGUACCUGUGAGAAUGGCUAUGGUGGGAAGUACUGUGAGAUUGAUUACGACCCCUGCCGCCGUGCCCCUUGUAUGAACUCGGGCAUCUGUCACAACGUGACAGGGAGUCCUGGAGGAUGGAACAGCUUCAUCUGCGAAUGCCUUGAUGGAUUCAUCGGAUCCCACUGUGAUAUACAAGAGACUACCGAUUGCAUCUAUGCCAACCCAUGUGCUGCCGAGGCUACCUGCCAACAUUCCAAGGGAGAGUAUACGUGUUUUUGUCCGCCAGGCUAUGACGGCACAUUCUGCCAAAAUGAUAUUGAUGAUUGCGCUAUAACCAACCCCUGUAAUGGCAAUGGUGUCUGCAUUGACAGAGCCAAUAGCUACAGCUGUGAAUGCAACAGUGGCUUCAAUGGAGUACUCUGUGAAAACGAUAUCAAUGAGUGUGACCCCAAUCCGUGCCGUAACGGUGGACAGUGCACUAACGGCAAAAACACCUUCGUCUGCAACUGUAUUGAAGGCUUCCGGGGUGACAUCUGCAGUGUAGAAGCUAACCCUGUAGCCUCUGACCCGACCUACACCUGGAUGGGUAAUCGUAUCAGUCUGCCACCCUGGGUGAUUGGUAUCCUGGCUGCACUGGUAAUCCUCAUCAUCUUCCUGGUCCUUUUGAUGCUGGUCCGAGGACGCCGCACCCAACACCGUCGCCAGAGUGCCAAGUAUGAUACUGAGCUGGCCCAAGAGGAGCGUGCCAAGGGCCUAUCCAACACCCAGAUGGAUGAUCCUAUACCCAUCCUGGAAGAUGACGAUGGGCGUCCAUUGACCAGAGAGAAUGAUUAUGGCUUCAUACCGCCUGCUGGUCAGGGGUCUACAGUGGCCGAGAUCAACAGCUAUGAGAAUCCCUGGCCCCAAAGUACCGAGGAUUUCUCAACGGAUAAGCUACAGAAGACUCACUUGUGAUCUGUCAAUCAGCUGCGUGCUCUUGCCCUUGCUCCUCCCACCUCUCGCAUCCUGUUAGCAUGUCACUAAUUAGAAAGUGGUGUUUACUUAUAAAUGUGUAUAGAGAAUAGUCCUUUGAUUUUUAUACAGAAAAGAAUGUAGGCUGAAAGCUGGCGUGGUGUAUUAUAAAAACAAAAUACAAAGUUUGUAAUUUUUCUGUUUUUGUAGGGCAAAAUCUUUGUACUAAUGGUUAUGUUAUGAUGCAUAUCAAUACGUCUUCAAUGAUGGCUUCAGCUUUUUUGAGGAAAAUCAAAAGAUACAGUAGAUUGCGAAACAGUUUCAAAUUUGGAUAUAUAAAUAAAUAACAUCCAUAAAAUAAAAAAUUAGAAAGUGCUUUUCAAAUCCGAGCAAAAGUGCGUAAAGUUUUUCCAAAAAAAAAAUAUAAUAUAGUAAUUAAAAAAAUGUUGAAAGGAGGUGAUAAUUGCAUUUCUUUUUUAUUUUGGAGAGGGAGAGCCUUGUACAGUGGGUAUUGGGUUGUAAACACGGGAGUUUGAGUGCUUGAGUGCAAAUACUUCUUUGUCUGUUUUCAAAGUUGUCUGUUUUAAAUUGUAAAAUGUUUUCAAGUAAUACAUUUAUGAAAAGUACUCAACCAAUGAGUUUGAAAGUUUUUUUAUUAAUGUAUUUACUUCAAAACAUCUUUUGGAUAAUUUUCUUAUAUUCGGUUUUUUAGGUAAGCAGUUUUAACUUUACAUUGCUUUUUUGUCUAUGGAUAAAUAUGACAUUGUUAUGAACGCCUUUGCCAAUUUAAAUUGGUUUGAAGUUAUUUGUUUGAUUUUUGAAGUUAGAAACUUUUAAAAGAAAUUUGAUCGUUUUUAAAGAAACUAUGUCUUAAAUUAGUGAUAAUUGUUUCUCAUUUGUUUAUUGUAAACAAAAAUCAUGUGGGAAUUACUGAAAAGACACACCACAUAAUUUCACUACCAUCAUGAUACGUCUUUCAACGAAAAAAAGUAGAUUUUGAUGAAAUAUGUUUUUCAGUGUACUUCAUUUGUGUGAAAAUAUCUUAGCUAUGCAAAUCUGUUUUCUUAUAAUGAUUGGUCUGAGGGUUGAUCUUCUUAAAGGGUGUCUUUCGAUUAAUUCUAAAUAAAAAAGCAAUUAUUGAUGCGGUAUUCAGGGUAUUUUUGAAGUAGAAAAUGACUCGCAUUGCAAGGGCAGAACAAUGAAAGAAAUUGUGUCCAUGCAGACUUUGAAGAUUAACCUAUUAAUGCAAUGCGUGUCAUUAAAAAUAGUACCAGUAUGAAAGUAGUGCCUUCUACAGUAGAUCUUUCAAGUACUGUGUAAAAGCAAUAUACUGAUGCAUAGAUUAUUUGUAUUGUAAGGCUUAUUACAUAUUUAGGAACUAAUAAUAUGCAUGGUACCCAGUUUUCAUGCAUAUGUGAGUGGUUUGAUGUAUAAAGAAGAGUUACGUUUUAAAAUCUGUGAGGGAAAGAAAUUUUACAUUUGUUUUAUCUGUAUGUUAGUGUAAUGAUAAGAAAGUAAAUAUUCAGAUAUGGAACUUUUUAUACAAUUCUGAUUUGUCUAGAUUCAUGUACAUGUAGGUAGCAAAUGUUACAAAUUGGACUGUAAAACAGAUAAUUUUUCGAUGGCAUAUCAAGCAGAGGGAGCUUCAAGGUAAAAAACAAAAUGGGGAGAAAAUAGCAAAAAAAGCUCUUCAGGAUAUUCACCAACCUCCUAAAUGACAGUUGGUGUGAUCAUUUCAUGUCUAAGUUCAGAUUUAGACUAUUUUUUGGCAAAAAGGCUGUAAAGCAGGGCGUAGACUAAAAAGGCUGAAUACAUUUGUUUUCCGGAGACUAAUAGAUUUAAUUCAAGCGGACGUUUCAUGGCACUUGAAGGAAGGUACAUGUACAUACAUACCCAGUAGUCAAUUUUGCAUUAUAUUUGUAAUAAACUUGCAACGCAUAAUU
Messenger RNA from Patiria miniata (bat star), 10001 nucleotides. Its product is annotated as fibrillin-2-like. Gene Ontology annotation, molecular function: calcium ion binding; Notch binding. The transcript has 59 exons. The record is from RefSeq and is a predicted model, not a curated record. NCBI's taxonomy places the organism in Eukaryota, Metazoa, Echinodermata, Asteroidea, Valvatida, Asterinidae. Gene Ontology annotation, biological process: Notch signaling pathway; establishment or maintenance of epithelial cell apical/basal polarity; heterophilic cell-cell adhesion. Bases 325 to 8061 code for a protein of 2578 amino acids. Gene Ontology annotation, cellular component: plasma membrane; protein-containing complex.